AUGGUCGUUCUACCCGAUCCCACAAGGUAAUGAUCCUGCAUCUCCAUUUAAUUUAUUCUCUCCCUUUCUUCUAAUCCCGAAAAACUCAUGACUAACAUCCCUCAAAGUGACAAAUGGCCAUUUUUCGGGCACGUGUAUUUACGACAAGAUAGUCUGGACUCCAUCUCCAGUUCUCGACAUCGACAUCGACCACGAGAUGAAACUCUUCGACUCUGGAACUACUAUCUACCCCUCAAACAUCAAAAGGAUCAAUUCAAGUUCGUGUUAUUUCUUCAACGUUUAAUAACCAUGGUAGAAGAAAAUUAUCGUCAUCGUCAUCGUCAUCGCCACAACCACAAAUGGAAAGUCAGUGCCCCAAUUGAGGAUUGGUAUCAUCAGAGUAUACGAGAUUUAUCAAAAUUGGGCGUGGAUGAGAAUUUGAUGAGUGGGGAGUGGAGGAAAGUGGUUCAGAGGGGAAAUAGGGAGGAAGCAAAACGAGAGCGCAGGGAGGCGGAGAAAGUACAUUUGGAGAGGAAUGAGAGGGAAAGGGAGAGGAGAUAUGUACGGCGUGGAUAUCAUGAAGGAGAAACUGGAAGAAGGAAGAGAAAGGAGUGUAGGGGUUACGAAUGUUCCGAAGAUGACACAUACAUCAAGCAACCCGCACCGCAAAAGGACAAAUCCUCAGCCUCGAAAGAAAAAGACUUUCCCAAAGGAACACCCAAAUGGGUAAUCUGCAGCCGCAACGCUAAUCACUGUCCCCGCACACACGAAAUGGUAAAAUGUAAUGGACGUUGCGGUCUCACAUCAUGCAGUGACAAAGCACAUCGUUGUCAUAAAAUAUAUAUCGAUUACGAGUGUUCUAAUCCCGAAUGUACGAAAUGUCAAACGGCCAAGGAGAAACAGGAGGAAAGAGAAAGGAAAGUUGCAAAUCCUAAGUUUGAGGAGAAAUGGGUAGAUUGUCCUUGUGAGGAUCCGUGGUGUAGGAGGAAGGUUUUGGAGAUUAAGGAGAUUGAGAUGCCGAAGCAAAAACUUUUUGUUACGAAGGUUUGA
This is a messenger RNA of Sclerotinia trifoliorum, 1029 nucleotides long. The record is from the annotation of a GenBank genome assembly. NCBI's taxonomy places the organism in Eukaryota, Fungi, Ascomycota, Leotiomycetes, Helotiales, Sclerotiniaceae.